CUACAGUUGUUCUCGGAGUGAUUGUGUUCCUCGCAUUAAUUUUAUAAAAGUCCCUAUUAUAACCAUAAAAAAGAUGAAAAAACACGAACCUCAAAGACUUUUCAAAGAUAGAAAUCUCCACAUAUUUCUUAAAUGUAUCAUUACCUAUAAUUAUGUUCGAUAUCUUUUAAUUUGGUACUAGAUACGUAAUUCUUAAAAGUGGCUGUGCGGCUCUGUGUUCGGAUUCAUCCAGCUUACGGAGUUCGGGAUAAUACAGUGGAUCACAUGACGAAAUCUCAAAAUAUGACACAGUAUCUUAUUGCUGUCAACACGCUUUGAAAGAUAUUUCCUUUCUUCGUGGGAAAGUGACUCUGUAGCUUGUGCACUUUAAUUAGUAGGUCUAAAUAGGCGCUCCAAAUUUUUCGAAAAGACUGUGAGAAAUGGAGGACAUAGAACAACACCUUUCCGAUUUUCUGAGUAGAAUCCGAGUGUACUCAGAUGACGCAUUACUCGACCUAUCUAGUGAGGAGAGCUCGUUGUCAACUACAGAGGAUGGUGUACCGAUACGAAAACUCUUUGUUGGCAACUUGGCGCAGAGGACGACACAUAAGGAAUUAGACAAUCUCUUUUCCAAAUUCGGGAAAGUAGACAGCUGUUAUUUAAAGAGGAAUGCUGGUAAAAGCAAUUAUGCUUUCAUUACAUUUAGUAACGUGGAAGAUGCCUUAAAAGCUAGGAAAGAAGGAUUAAGAAAAGAAAUUCGCUUGCACAGUAGGGACCUAAGAGUGAUGCCAGCAGAUUCUUGGCAUCAACCAGAUAGUGUUGAAAAUCAAAGAAAACUUGCUGCUAUUAAGAAGAAAACGGACAAAAAUUCAGACAUUGAGGAACAGUUGUUUCAGGAUUACACAGCAGAUGAUAAUGCUCUUAUAAAUAGAUUAAAUGAUGACUGCCUAAUACAUGUCUUCCUGUACCUCCCAAUCGCCGACAGAGUAAAAAUUGAAAGAGUAUGCAAACGCUGGCGAGCAGUGAGUCAAGAGUCUUGGCGUGCUGUGAAGAGGCUAGAUUUGUCACAGUCGGCUUGGGGAUUAUGUCCAAAGAAAAAGCAGCGCAGUGUCGACACACCCAUUCUAAGGAAAGUGUUGCUCCGCUGUGGUCGUUUUCUUAAUCACAUUGAUUUCUCUGAAAUGCCACAUCAAUUGCGUCAGAGCACAUUGACCAUCGUCGGAAAAUUCUGUCCAAAUUUGGAGACAAUCGAUGUGACAGCAUUGAAUGUCUCAGCCUCGGGAAUAGACUCCCUCACAAAUAGCUGUGAAAAUAUAACGGAACUCAGUUUGGGAUCAUGCACCAGCUACUGCGAUAAUGAUUUGCAGAAGCUAUUUGCAGUUAAUAGGAAGCUCAGAUAUUUCAGGAUUCGCCAAAAUAAUCACAUGACUGGGAAAUGUCUUUUACAUCUGCCAUCGGAUACCAUCGAAGAGAUAUCUUUGGAACAAUGCAAUGCCAUGCUGCCUUGUCACUUUUCCAAUGCUAUCGAGAAGUUCGAGAAACUUACUCAUCUCUCUCUUGUGGCUUGUAUCGGUAUAAACGACAACGUGAUGCAAGCUAUUUCCAUACGAGCAAAUAGUCUUAAAUCUUUACAAUUAUCUAAUUAUUUCCCAAUAAUGUCGAAAUGCUCAAUGCUGGAGGUGGCCAAGUUAAUUAAUUUAGAGGUACUCAACGUCGCCGAAAAUCCUGCAGUCACAGACGAAUUUUUAAACGUAGUGGCAGCCCGAUGUCUUCAACUUAAAAUGAUAGACAUAACAGGUUGCAAUACCGUAACUAACAAAGGAAUGUCGAGAAUUGCCACAUUACCAAAACUCGAACACCUAGUAAUGAGUUACCUGGGCGAAGUAAAUGACGAGCCUUUUGUAGGAAUGCAAAAUCUAUGUACACUCGAAUGUAAAGGUUGCCCCUUGAUUGGCGACACCGGCAUCUCAACCCUUAUACAAAUAUCGCAGAAUCUGGAACAACUGGAUCUGUCCGGUUGCGAUUUGAUAACCAAUAGGACCCUGGAAGUAGCACAAAAAGCCACACGGAUUCGCACAAAUAGCAAAAUCCUCAAAAUAGUUGUGGGUGGUACAAGAGUAAUCGUAAGCGAACUGAAGGAAGUUUCGCCAUUCCUUCAAAUAGUCAACGUUGAUCUUUCAUUAAUGCACAUGAGACCGGAUUUCGAUCACGAUGUAUUUUUCCCAUCCGAGGACGAGGACGAGGAUGAGAAUUACGAAUGGGAAUUUGACCAGUCAUCAAUUAGCAGCGACGAUAAUUCCUACGAAUUUGUACGUAAGGAAUUCCACCCGCCAUUCUUAUAAGCAGUGUUGCAUAACAAAGAUAAUAUGAAAAAUGGAUAAGGACAAAAAUCUGAGGAUUAUGAAAACCGAAGGAAGGAUAUUAUCACAGAAUGACUUGUCUUUAUACUUUUUCGUUUUCUGAUGGUCUCUAUUCUAUGAGCAGUUUUAUAAAAAUAGCUUGGACACUUUAUAUCACAAAUGACCAGGGGUAUAUAACUUAUUGCGCAUAGUAUAUUUGCGUAAUGAAUAUCAAACUAAUUCGUGUAUUCAACUAGUACCGUAGUACGGUGUGCAUUCAUAAAUGAUCAACGGAGAAAUGUUUGUAAGAUUGUAUUAUAAUUCAGCUAUUUCCUGCUAGCCAAUAAGAACUUUUUCUAUAGCGAUGUAUGCUAAGUCUAAGUAACAUAAAUUUCCUCUUGAAUAAAGUGGGUUACUAGUGUUCACAUU
This is a messenger RNA of Cephus cinctus (wheat stem sawfly), 2747 nucleotides long. Its product is annotated as putative RNA-binding protein EEED8.10. The record is from RefSeq and is a predicted model, not a curated record. Gene Ontology annotation, biological process: SCF-dependent proteasomal ubiquitin-dependent protein catabolic process. Lineage: Eukaryota; Metazoa; Arthropoda; Insecta; Hymenoptera; Cephidae. Bases 420 to 2321 code for a protein of 633 amino acids. Gene Ontology annotation, cellular component: SCF ubiquitin ligase complex. Gene Ontology annotation, molecular function: protein binding; RNA binding. The transcript has 9 exons.